ACAGGUUGCCUAAUGCCCAUGCCAAUGACUUUCCCUCCUCCUUAUACAUGAAGAAAAUGGUAGGGACUGCUCCAAAAUCAGCAAUCUCAUCUCCUCCCCUUCCUCCUUCUCGUCAGCAAUAUAUCCUCUAUCACCUCCUCCUCUACCUUUGAAUCAAACUACUCUAUAUACCAUACUCAUAAAUUUGGUUGUAUAUGGGGACCGGUUUCUCUUUCUUUCUGAGGGAAACCAGUACUGGAUUAUUAGGUUCUUCUUCUCCUCCAGCAAAACCUGGUCUUGGAGACUUACCAGAGAGUUGUAUCUCAUCCAUCUUUAUGUACUUGGAUCCGCCGGAGAUUUGUAAAUUGGCACAGAUGAACAGGCCUUUCCGCGCUGCUUCUUUGGCUGAUUUUGUUUGGGAGUCAAAGCUGCCAUCAAACUAUAAGUUUCUUGUCGACAAAGUUCUUGAUCAUGAAAAUUUGCCCAAGAAAGAGAUUUAUGCUAGGUUGUGCCAGCCCAAUCGUUUUGAUGGUAGCACCAAGGAAGUUUGGCUGGACAAGAGUUGUGGGCAAGUUUUCUUGUCCAUUUCGUCCAAGGCAUUGCGAAUAACAGGAAUAGAUGAUCGAAGAUAUUGGAGUCAUAUUCCAACUGAGGAAACAAGAUUCCACACAGUUGCAUAUCUUCAACAGAUUUGGUGGGUUGAAGCUCUAGGUGAACUAGAAUUUGAGUUUUCCCCAGGGAGCUAUAGCCUAUACUUCCGGCUUCAGCUAGGCAAAACCUGUCCAAAAAGAUUUGGCCGACGAGUAUGCAACGUCGAUCAAGUCCAUGGCUGGCACAUCAAGCCCGUCCGCUUCCAGUUAUCAACAUCAGACGGCCAGCACGCUUUAUCAGAAUGUUAUUUGCAUCAACAAGGCAGUUGGGUUCAUUACCACGUGGGUGAUUUUGUUGUCAUCGACAACCACAAGCCUAUGAAGAUCAAAUUUUCAAUGGUCCAGAUUGAUUGUACACACACCAAAGGCGGUCUCAGCUUAGACUCUGUGUUAAUAUACCCAAGCAAGUUUAGGGAAAUGUUAAUAUGUAGGUAGAUGGAUGGUCUAUGUAGAUCGCUAGGGUAGGGUAACAUGUGUAAAUAAUAUAAGCACUUGAAAUGAAGAGAGGACUGAGGAGGAGGAGGAGGCGGCAGCUCUAACCGAAAGCUUGCAAUUUGCUGGGUUUGGAAUCUUAAAAUAGUGAGUGGUGGGUGGGUC
Molecule: messenger RNA, 1226 nt
Organism: Prunus mume (Japanese apricot)
Lineage: Eukaryota; Viridiplantae; Streptophyta; Magnoliopsida; Rosales; Rosaceae
Product: F-box protein PP2-A13
Molecular function (GO): protein binding
Source: RefSeq, a predicted model, not a curated record